Nicotiana tabacum (common tobacco) is the source of this 1437-nucleotide messenger RNA. RefSeq names its product ethylene-responsive transcription factor ERF114-like. Gene Ontology annotation, molecular function: DNA binding; DNA-binding transcription factor activity. NCBI's taxonomy places the organism in Eukaryota, Viridiplantae, Streptophyta, Magnoliopsida, Solanales, Solanaceae. Gene Ontology annotation, biological process: ethylene-activated signaling pathway; regulation of DNA-templated transcription. The record is from RefSeq and is a predicted model, not a curated record.
AUAUACGCAUUCUUCAAUCUUCACUUUUCUUUGUUUUUAACUUCUUCAUGUGUUUUCCUUUCAGCAGUUAGUACAAAGUUAGAGCUCCUAAUUAGCUACUGUGUUUGAAUAAAAUCAUAGGUUUUCUCUUGAAGAUUUUUUUUUUUUUUAAAAGGUAGCAAAAGUGGAUCAAAUUAGAAAUGGCAAGAGGCCCUUUUCAUCCAAUGAAUCGAAGGAGAAAAAAGAUGAGAUAUUUCCUAAUAUGUACUCAGCAGCUCGAUCUCAGCAAGAUAUGUCUACUAUGGUUUCUGUCCUCUCUCAAGUUAUUGGCAACACUUCUUCUACUAUUACUACUGCUGCUGGAAAUACCCUAAAUCAUCUCUCUGUGCAAAACCAACCUCAGCCCAAUCAACAACAAGGGAAUAUUGAAAGAAGAAGACAUUAUAGAGGAGUGAGGCAAAGACCAUGGGGAAAAUACGCAGCCGAAAUCCGUGACCCAAAAAAAGCUGCUCGAGUUUGGCUUGGCACUUUUGAAACUGCUGAAGCUGCUGCUAUUGCUUAUGAUGAAGCUGCACUUAAAUUUAAAGGAAAUAAAGCUAAGCUUAAUUUCCCUGAAAGGGUUUUAGCUAAAACUGAAUUUGGUUACCUUACUACUGCUACUACUACUCAAGAGCAAUUAAUUAAUAUUUCAGCUGCUAAUUUUCUCCCAAAUUAUAAUUUCAAGCCUUUCUCUCAAUUACAACAUUACCCUCAGCUGCUUCUCACUGGCAAUAAUAAUGCUGAUUCAUCAAGAUUUAAUCACACAUCAGGAUUCGGUCCUGACACACUGAAUACUGCUGAACCAGCAAACUCAUGGUUAAAUCCGCCACUGUCAAGUACUUCCAUUUCAGAAUCAUCGUCGAUGACAUCUUUGGUACAACAAGCACCAAGUAAUUACCAGCAAGUCGAUGAAAAUAUUUCAUCUCAAUUUUGGAAUUCUUCGAGCUCAAGACCUAGUGAAAGUAGUAAUAAUUGGGAGGAAUCUUACUAUCCAAAGUAAUUCUUUCAACAACAUGAAGGUUUCUUGGGGAUCGGAUGCCUUUUACUAUCGGCGUAAGUUUUUUCAUACUUAGUUCCAAGUUUUUGGUUUUGAAAGUGGAUUUUAAAGGUAUAAAAUAAUUGGUAGUUAUGUACUUAUGAAAAUAAAUUUCACGUGGUUUAAUGCUCUUAACUCUUCAUUCCCCCUUCUCAUCCCUAAAUUCAAAAUUAUAGAUAACAAUAAUAUGAAAUAUUAUCAACGAAGGACGUAUUUAGUAUGCAUCAACAUUUAACGGGUAAGUUAUUUCUUUCUACAGUCAGUGUAAAACAGUUCAAAGGUCAAAAAGUCACAAUUUGACUAAAGUGUGUACCACUUACAACUUAUUUGGAUGGUUGUUACCUGUAUUGUAUCGUAUCGUAUUGUAUCGUAUUGUUAUUUUA